This is a messenger RNA of Vespula pensylvanica (western yellowjacket), 2533 nucleotides long. RefSeq lists its product as uncharacterized. The transcript has 14 exons. The record is from RefSeq and is a predicted model, not a curated record. The coding region runs from base 195 to 2450 and encodes 751 amino acids. NCBI's taxonomy places the organism in Eukaryota, Metazoa, Arthropoda, Insecta, Hymenoptera, Vespidae.
AUAUACAUAAAAGCGGAUAUUUAAAUAUCAUUAUUAAGGGAAGAUUAAUAUAUAUCAGAUGGUUUACACAGUUUACGAAAGAAUCAUUUUUGAAACAAUUAUUAUUAUAUAAGCAGAUAUUGUCGAUAAGUUUUAUAUAGUUGUAAAUACCAUAAGUAUACUUAAGACAUCGAUUUGUAAUAAAGCACUGAACGAUGAGCCUAAUCUCUGGAAUUUGCAACUCGUUAUCUACGAUGCCUGCUCUGUACAAAUCACAAUUUUUGGAUAUUGACGAGGAACCGUCCAAUUCAAAAUGUUUAUUCUGUGAGAACUCAUUUAUUCUUCCUACAAACGAGAAAGAUUUUUUAACGCAUUUGUUCAAAGAACAUCGUGUUGUUAUAGCUGAUGUUUGGAAAAUAGCAAGUUUGAAAAGUUAUAUACGUUAUUGGAGCAAUAGAUUCAAAGAACACCCUAUAACUGAUUUUUGUACUACAAUAUUAAUGGAUUGUACACCAGAUGGAAAACCAAGUAAGGAUGAAAGUUACUUUUUACUUUCUGAUUGUAUUUCGGAGGAUAAAGCAUUAAGAGAUGAAGUAUAUAAAGUCAAACUGGAAUGGGUAUUAGCAAAACAAUCUGAGGAAAGAAAUGAUACUAAUUUUACACGUGGUUGUAUGUUCUGUAAAAUGAACUUUUCUAAAUCACGUCUUAUUUAUAUAAAACAUCUUUCAGAGAAACAUAAUUUUUAUCUUGGAAAACCAGAAAAUUUAGUUUUCAUUGAUGAACUUUUAGAUAAAAUACAGCAAAGUAUAGAAAGUUUAAUUUGUGUAUACUGUGAAAAAGUUUUCAAAGAUCGUACGGCAUUAAAAGAGCACAUGCGUAAAAAGUUACAUAAACAAAUAAAUCCAUACAACAAAGCGUUUGAUAAAUUUUAUGUAAACAAUUAUUCAGAAUCUAGCAGAGCAAGAAAAUGUCAAAAAAAUUACAGAUAUGCUAAAGAUAUUGAAUUAAGCAGUGAAAGUGAAGAUGAAGAAUUGUCAUGGUCUGAUUGGAAUGAUGAAAGCAUUAGUAUAUUUUGUUUAUUCUGUAAUCAUUCUGAUAAAGAUUUUUCAACUAUUUUACAACAUAUUAAAGAACAACACAAUUUUGACUUUAAAGAGGCAUCAAAAGAUUUAACUUUUUAUCAGAAAGUAAAACUGGUAAAUUACAUAAGGGUGCGAAUUUAUAUGCAAUGUUGUAUUUUAUGUGAGAUAAAGUCGGACAACAUAUUGGAACAUAUGACCCAGCAGGAUCAUUACAAAUUACCUAAACAAUACAUAUGGGAUCAUCCAGCGUUUUAUUUCCCUAUGAAUGAAAAUGAUUCAUUUUUAUAUAAUUUGGAUACAGAUGAUAACUCGGAUGAAAGUGAUAUCGAAAGUACAUUUAAAGAUUUAUCUAUUACACCUGAUGAUAAUACAAAUAAUUACUCAGAUAGUAAUCGUCUUAUUAAAAUAAGAGUAGAAGGUCUUAUCACCACAAUUGCUUUUCAUGAAGCAAGAUUAUAUGCAGAAAAGCUUUCUCAAUAUUUGUCACAGAAAUAUGCUGUACCACAAAUUAGAGGAAUGUUUCAAGUAGAUUGGUAUGAAUAUCUUCGAAAAAUGAAAGUGCGUGUUGGUGGUAAGAUGUGGGCCUUAAAAAGAGAUGUUGCAGUCUUUAUAAAUGAUGUGUUCAUAGGCAGUGACAUUGAAUUUUUAGAGUAUCUUAACGAAUUGUAUGUUUUUCAUAUGCCAAAAGAUAUUGGAUAUUAUGAAACACAUGUUAAAGGAUAUUAUAAAGAAUUUAUUAAAAAAACAAAGGAACGCGAACCGUGGAUUGAUGUGGGUGAAAAUAAUAUGGUUCAUCAAUAUCCAUACAAUACUUAUUCAGAUAUUUCUGUAUGGCUUAAUAACGUAAUUGAUGAAAUAGAUAUUCGCGAUACAGCAUCUCUUCUUAUAGCCGAGCGAUAUUUAAGCAGUCUAUACUGUCUUUCCACGGAUUAUUUACCAGAAGUCAACACGUACAAUCUUGAAACGAAUGAAGAAUUUUAUAAAAGUGUAAAUCUUGAUUCUAAGUUGAACCUAUGUGAAUUAUUAACAGACCUUCGGCCCGAAGAGAUGAGUAAAGCGGAAAAAGAGAUUUUCGUAAAAAAACUUUCUAGAAUCAUUAUUUCAUAUAUUUUAAAUACUGUCGAUCAUAAGUCUUACGCAUUAAAGGAUAUUUAUGGAAGUGUACAUAGGAUACUAGAAUGCGCUUAUGAUAUUGCAAGAGCAAGUAUAGCCAAAUUACUAAAACAACGAAUCAAUAUUAAGGACGCCAGUGCAGAAAUUACCAAACAAUUUAAGAUACAGCAACAAGAUGAUAAAAAAAUUACUGAUUCGUCCUUGGCUCUUAUUGAGGAAAUAUUGAACAAAUCUAUACUUCAUGCUUUAGAGUCUACAAAUCUAAAUUGUGAAUAGAUUUAACAAACAAUUCAACAUCUACUGAAAAACAUUCCUUUUAUUUUGUACUUAAUAAAAAUCACAGACUUAUUUUUAAUUUA